UCCUCUGAACCCAUUGUCCCGGAAAAAAAAACACAAAAAGCAACAUUCUCCCCCCUACAAUUCCUCCCCAAUCCAACCUGUAUCAUCUCUCUCUCUCUCUAUACAUGGAUUUUUCUCUCUAACCUAUAUUUCUUCAGCCCCGAUUGCUCUGCUCCUCUACCUCUCCUUCCUCUCCCUGGGGCACCACUACCCUCCUCCGCCCUCCUCUCCAAAUGGGUAACUGUUGCUCUCGCGGCAACAACGACUCCGAUCCAAUGAACACCGACAACACCACAUCCAAGAAGGAGGGUUCUGCAAACCCUAACCCUGACCCCAACAACCCAGAAACCGCCGGAGCCACCGAUCAUCCCAAAACCACUCCUCCUUCCGCCUCCCCGAACCCCUCCACCAAACCCUCAAAGGCCGCGGCGAUAGGACCGGUUCUAGGCCGUCCGAUGGAAGACGUGAAAUCGAUCUACAGUGUUGGAAAGGAGCUGGGAAGGGGACAAUUCGGAGUCACCCAUUUGUGCACGAACAAGAGCACAGGUGAGCAAUUCGCGUGCAAAACGAUUGCGAAGAGGAAGCUGGUGAACAAGGAGGACAUUGAGGAUGUUAGGAGGGAGGUUCAGAUUAUGCAUCACUUGACAGGACAACCCAAUAUUGUGGAAUUGAAAGGGGCUUAUGAGGAUAAGCAUUCUGUGCAUUUGGUGAUGGAAUUGUGCGCCGGAGGAGAGCUUUUCGAUCGGAUUAUUGCAAAGGGGCAUUAUACUGAACAGGCGGCUGCUUCGCUGUUGAGGACGAUUGUGCAGAUUGUGCAUACUUGUCAUUCAAUGGGAGUCAUUCAUAGAGAUCUUAAGCCUGAGAAUUUCCUUUUGUUGAACAAGGAUGAGAAUUCGCCUCUCAAAGCUACCGAUUUCGGGCUGUCUGUCUUCUAUAAGCAAGGAGAGGUAUUUAAAGAUAUUGUGGGUAGUGCAUAUUAUAUCGCACCUGAGGUCUUGAAGAGAAAAUAUGGACCAGAAGUCGAUAUAUGGAGCGUUGGGGUCAUGUUAUAUAUUCUUCUCUGUGGAGUUCCUCCCUUCUGGGCAGAAUCGGAGCAAGGCAUUUUCAAUGCAAUCUUGCGUGGCCACAUCGAUUUUACAAGUGAUCCAUGGCCUUCGAUUUCAUCCGGAGCAAAGGAUCUUGUAAGAAAGAUGUUGAACUCAGACCCCAAGCAGCGACUAACAGCAUUCCAAGUUCUUGAUCAUCCUUGGAUCAAGGAGGACGGAGAAGCACCUGAUACACCACUUGAUAAUGCGGUCUUGGGAAGACUCAAGCAGUUCAGAGCAAUGAAUAAGUUCAAGAAAGUCGCUCUUCGGGUUAUCGCCGGCUGCCUAUCAGAGGAAGAAAUCAUGGGACUGAAGCAGAUGUUCAAAGGAAUCGACACUGAUAACAGUGGGACAAUAACACUUGAGGAGCUAAAGCAAGGACUCGCCAAGCAAGGGACGAAGUUAUCAGAAUAUGAAGUUAAACAGUUAAUGGAAGCUGCUGAUGCAGAUGGAAAUGGAACCAUAGACUACGACGAGUUCAUUACAGCAACAAUGCACUUGAAUAGAAUGGACAGAGAAGAGCAUCUUUACACCGCAUUCCAGUACUUUGAUAAAGACAACAGCGGGUACAUUACCAUAGAAGAACUAGAGCAAGCACUAGUCGAGUUUGGAAUGAACGAUGGGAGAGACAUUAAGGAAAUCAUUUCUGAAGUUGAUGCUGAUAAUGAUGGUCGGAUCAAUUACGAUGAAUUUGUAGCCAUGAUGAAAAAGGGCAACCCAGAUGCAGGACAAAAUCCGAAGAAACGACGCGAUGUGUUUGUUUGAUUCUGCUUCGCUGUUGAUAGCAGGGAAGAGCAAAGAGCAUUAUCUCUAUGUCACCUCUG
Messenger RNA from Camellia sinensis, 1888 nucleotides. It is a transcript of the gene CPK34, whose product is annotated as calcium-dependent protein kinase 34. Gene Ontology annotation, biological process: protein phosphorylation. NCBI's taxonomy places the organism in Eukaryota, Viridiplantae, Streptophyta, Magnoliopsida, Ericales, Theaceae. The record is from RefSeq and is a predicted model, not a curated record. Gene Ontology annotation, molecular function: ATP binding; protein kinase activity; calcium ion binding.